This is a messenger RNA of Pyrenophora tritici-repentis Pt-1C-BFP, 1095 nucleotides long. NCBI's taxonomy places the organism in Eukaryota, Fungi, Ascomycota, Dothideomycetes, Pleosporales, Pleosporaceae. The record is from RefSeq and is a predicted model, not a curated record.
AUGUCAGGAACAGCCCCCAAUAAAGAUAUUGCGCCGUCAAUCGAUGUCAAGAACCUCAGCUAUCUCUUUCCAGACGGCUCGAAUGGAUUAAAGGACGUGUUGCUGGAUCUUCCUCCGGGAAGUAGGACCCUUCUGAUUGGAGCAGCUAAUGGCGCGGGUAAAACUACGCUGCUCCGUCUCCUCUCCGGAAAGCGCAUGGCACCCUCUGGCACCGUCCACAUUGCGGGCGUUGACCCAUUCAAGAUGGGCCUUGAAGGUGUCACCUAUCUUGGCCUCGAAUGGGUGCUCAACCCCAUCGUGCGUACAGACAUUGACGUUCCCACGCUCCUCUCAUCCAUCGGCGGCGAUUACUACACCGAGCGUCGCGACGAGCUCAUACGCAUCCUGGACAUUGAUUUGAGCUGGCGCAUGCACGCCGUCUCAGACGGUGAGAGGCGACGAGUACAACUAGCAAUGGGUCUCCUACGGCCAUGGACUAUCCUGCUGCUGGACGAGAUUACCGUCGACCUGGAUCUGCUAUCGCGCAGCAACUUCCUCAACUUCCUGAAGAAGGAAACGCAGGAACGCCCAUGCACCAUCGUGUAUGCGACACAUAUCCUGGACAACCUCGCUACGUGGCCGACGCAUCUCGUCCACAUGAGUCUGGGCAAGGUCAAGAAGUGGGGCAGCACCGAGGACAUGGGCGUUAAGGUUGAACAGAGCGAGAGGAUGUACACGGGAAACAGCCAACUGGGAGAAUUGGUACUGAAAUGGCUGCAAGAGGAUCUGAAUGAGAGAGGACCAAGGAAUGGAAAGGGCGAGGGCAUGGCGUAUCAGAGCCUGGACGGAAAGGGUGGCUAUGGUGCGGAGAAGAGGACCGAAAAGUAGGACGCGCGGACUUUUUCCCAAAGCAUAUACACACGACGCGCUUCAACAUCUCACGUCGUCGUUGGCGUUUUCAACAGGCGUUUGGGUGGCUCUCAACGAUGAUACCCCUUUCAAAAACUUCAACGUGGACAAAAGGCAGAGGAGAGGUAUACAUACGUCUCUCUUGUCUUGUCUUGCCCAAUGCACCUUUCUUUAUCACCAAUAUCACAUAUACUCUACUAAAACCCC